Exophiala spinifera is the source of this 1998-nucleotide messenger RNA. RefSeq lists its product as uncharacterized. Gene Ontology annotation, molecular function: amino acid transmembrane transporter activity. Gene Ontology annotation, biological process: amino acid transmembrane transport. Bases 1 to 1998 code for a protein of 665 amino acids. Lineage: Eukaryota; Fungi; Ascomycota; Eurotiomycetes; Chaetothyriales; Herpotrichiellaceae. The record is from RefSeq and is a predicted model, not a curated record. The transcript has a single exon. Gene Ontology annotation, cellular component: vacuolar membrane.
AUGAGCCAGCGACCUAAACAAGCUCCAACAAGCUGGGCAGCCUACGAACGUGGAAGAGCAUCUUCCUUCGACUCCCUCAACUCUGUUCCCGAGAACGAACCACAGACUAGCUUCUCCCCCAGCACUCCCCCUCGAUAUGAAUACGGCAGAGGUUCUAGCCAGGAUGACGAUGAGGAUGGUCCACGGCUGAGGAGAAAGUCCUCCUUGGGGAAGAAGUUUGAUAGCCUGCGCCAGAUGGGCGGACCGAACAGUAUUGACAACUUUGCAAAAUCCUUCCAAAGAGCUGCAGGGUUUCGCGAGAUAACACCUAUAAGGAGGAACUCGGUCACGAUCCAGGAUGGACAGGAUGAAGAAACAGGUGCUCCAAGCCAGAGCACUUCUAAGGCGCCAGAUAGAUCUCUGUUGAGACGACAACUCCAGGACUAUGAUCUCUCGUCUCAAAACGAGACCGCUGUACAAGAAGGCACAGACGCACCGACAGAGCAAUCGAGACUUCUGCCUGUGACGAGUCAGCGGUCUUUGAAAUCCACUUCGGAUUCGAUUGCCACAGACUUGAGGUUACCAAGUGUGUUGGGAACCAGUUACGGGAGUAUUUCCUCGCGGCUCACCGUCACAGCGCGGCAGCGAGCUUCCAUUCUGAUCCAAGCGCAGGAGGAAGCAAGCAAAAGGGCACUUCAACAUCCUGAAGAGUUUCAAGAUGAGCCACAGCGAUUCCUGGAGCGAGAAGUACUUCCCGACGGUGAAGUUAUUGAGCGCACGGUUGGGGAGUCUACUGUACCCAUGACCAUCUUCAACUCGAUCAAUGUUCUCAUUGGUGUCGGCAUACUCGCACUGCCACUUGGUAUCAGAUAUGCUGGUUGGGUUCUUGGGUUGAUAUUCCUCACGCUAGCUGCCCUCUCAACGUGCUACACAGCCAAGCUACUGGCAAAAUGCCUGGACACGAAUUCCGCGUCGACCACGUACGGAGACAUUGCAUUUCUGGCUCUGGGGUCUUGGGGUAGGAACUUCGUGGAGGCAUUGUUCAUCCUCGAGUUGACAGCCGCCAACGUAGCACUGGUCAUCCUGUUUGGGGACAGCAUGAACUCGUUGUUCCCGGCCAUUGGCGUCACCGACUGGAAGAUCAUCAUCUCACUGGGUCUGAUACCGCUCAAUUUUGUCCCCUUCAAGAUGUUGAGCAUCAGCAGUGUCAUUGGUAUCUUCUGCUGCUUUGGCAUUAUCGCCAUUGUGUUCGCAGAUGGGUUGAUCAAGCCCCACGCUCCUGGCUCCCUACGGGAGGUCGCCAAAACCUACGCCUUUCCCGAGAACUGGCGGACAAUACCACUGAGUCUAGGUCUAUUCAUGGCACCGUGGGGUGGACACAGCGUUUUUCCCGCCGUGUACAAAGACAUGCGUCAUCCGCAUAAAUACGGCCGUGCUUUGCGAUAUACCUACUUUUUCACCUACGGGCUUGAUCUGUCGAUGGCUGUGCUGGGUUAUCUGAUGUUUGGCGACGGGGUGCGAGACGAAGUCACCUCCAACAUUUUGCGUUCGACAGCGUACCCUCACGCGCUAUCAGCCAUCAUCGUUGUCCUAAUUGGCAUCAUCCCCAUCACAAAGAUUCCGCUUUCGAAUCGUCCGAUGAUGGACACUUUGAACAAGAAGUUCUAUAUCGAUUUGAGGCAAAUGGACCCCAAAGCACGAAUGCACAGCGAGAAGAGCUUGAAGCAUCGUGCUGCACGUGGCGUUAUCGGAAUCCUUACCAACCUGUUGCAGCUUGGGAUCGCCAUCGGAUUCCCCGACUUUGACAGCAUCAUGGCCUUGAUGGGUUCGGGGUUAUGUUUCACCAUCUGCAUCAUUCUCCCCGUCAGCUUCUAUUUGAAAAUCUUCAAUGCUGAGUCCGCCGUCGAUACAAUCGAGAGGGUCCUGGGUUGGAUUCUAGUCGCAGUCUGCGUUGUCCUAGCGGUGCUGGGGACAGUCUUUGCCAUUUUGCCAAAAGAAAAGAUUGGGAUCUCCAGUUGA